AUGCAACUCUCCUCUGUUCUAUCCUUGACAGCUCAAAUUCGGGACAUUGCUCAGAGCCCAAAUGAGUCUGGUCAUCGCGUUGCCAAACUGCUCCAGCUUGUGGAUGAGUUGAAACUGGCUGUAGAGACGCCUACGGAGACUAUUCUUCGGUUGAUAUACCAGCCACCUGCCAAUGCAGCAUUACGCACUGCCGUUGACCUGAGGAUCUUUCCGCUGCUGGCAAAGAACGAGGUCCUGUCCGCUACAGAGUUGGCAAUUUCAACCGGUGCUGACAGGGGCUUGAUCAUCCGUCUUAUGCGCGUUAUGACUGCUCUGGGUCUCUGUGCCAGUGACGAAGGGGAAGUCUACAGGGCUACUGAAAGAACUAUCACUAUGACCCAACCAAUAGGCCGUGACGGCAUUCCAUGCAUAUACGACAUCACUCUCCCAACUCUCGCCAAACUUCCCGAAUACCUCCGUCUACAUAACUACAAAAAUCCCCAGGAAUACUCCAACUCACCCAUGCAAUGGGCUGUGGGCGAAAGCCAAUUCGAAUGGCUUGCUAAGAACAAACACCAUCAGGCACUGUUCAACUCGUACAUGUCUAGCCGACGAGAAGGGAAGCCUGUCUGGUUUGAUGUGUAUCCCGUUGAGAGACUCCUGGAUGGAGCCAUUUCUUCUUGCCCGGAGGCCGUCUUUCUGGUUGAUAUCGGCGGAAACCAGGGACAUGACCUGAGCAAGUUUCACAUGCGAUACCCGGAGGUACCGGGUCGACUGAUCCUGCAAGAUUUGCCCAAGAUCGUCUCCGGAGCGCAGAAGCAUCCCGGCAUUGAGACGAUGGGGUAUAGUUUCUUGGACCCACAGCCGAUCAAGCAUGCUCGCACCUACUACUUCCGCGCCAUUUUCCACGACUGGCCAGACCAUAUCUGCUUGAAGAUCUUGCUCAACACGGUCUCGGCUAUGGAUUCCCAGUACUCCCGUAUCCUGAUCGUGGACUUUGUGCUCCCGGACACUAAUGCCCCACUGAUGCAAUCGUCACUGGAUAUCCAGAUGAUGAGCAUUGGGGCUGGUGUUGAGAGGUCUGAGCUACAGUGGAGAGAGCUGCUCGGUCAGGCGGGACUGACGAUCAAUGGAAUCUGGAAUACAAGCCCUGGAAUGGAGUCUGUCAUUGAAGCUGUUCCGGUGUCGGAGGCUUGA
Penicillium lagena is the source of this 1176-nucleotide messenger RNA. RefSeq lists its product as uncharacterized. NCBI's taxonomy places the organism in Eukaryota, Fungi, Ascomycota, Eurotiomycetes, Eurotiales, Aspergillaceae. The record is from RefSeq and is a predicted model, not a curated record. The transcript is spliced from 5 exons. Gene Ontology annotation, molecular function: O-methyltransferase activity. The coding region runs from base 1 to 1176 and encodes 391 amino acids.